Messenger RNA from Ochotona curzoniae (black-lipped pika), 2580 nucleotides. It is a transcript of the gene EIF2B5, whose product is annotated as eukaryotic translation initiation factor 2B subunit epsilon. Gene Ontology annotation, cellular component: eukaryotic translation initiation factor 2B complex. The record is from RefSeq and is a predicted model, not a curated record. Lineage: Eukaryota; Metazoa; Chordata; Mammalia; Lagomorpha; Ochotonidae. The coding region runs from base 83 to 2233 and encodes 716 amino acids. The transcript has 16 exons. Gene Ontology annotation, molecular function: translation initiation factor binding; translation initiation factor activity; guanyl-nucleotide exchange factor activity.
AGCGCGUUUCGAGUCUUGGGACCUUUUUGUCCCCUCCUGCUUGCGGUGUGUGCGUGUGUCCUCACGGAAGUGCGAGAAGAAGAUGGCGGCCACUGCGGUGGCGCCUCCCGGUGCGGUGUCGGGUCGAGCCCCGAAGCGCGGCGGCGGCGGCGGCGGGGGAGCCAGAGGGACGGAGGAGGAACCGCCGCCGCCCCUCCAGGCAGUCCUGGUGGCCGAUAGCUUCAACCGCCGCUUCUUCCCCAUCUCCAAGGACCAGCCUCGGGUCCUCUUACCCCUGGCUAAUGUGGCGUUAAUUGACUAUACUCUGGAAUUCCUGACUGCCACAGGUGUACAGGAAACCUUUGUAUUUUGUUGCUGGAAGGCUGCUCAGAUCAAAGAACAUUUACAGAAAUCCAAGUGGUGCCGCCCUACAUCCCCCAAUGUGGUUCGGAUCAUUACGUCCGAGCUCUACCGGUCCCUGGGAGAUGUCCUCCGGGACGUCGAUGCCAAAGCCCUGGUGCGCUCCGACUUCGUGCUGGUGUACGGAGAUGUCGUCUCCAACAUCAACAUCACCAAAGCCCUCGAGGAGCAUAGGUUGAGGCGGAAACUAGAAAAAAAUGUGUCUGUGAUGACAAUGGUCUUCAAAGAGUCCUCCCCAAGCCACCCAACUCGCUGCCAUGAGGACAACGUGGUUGUGGCAGUGGAUAGCACCACAAACCGGAUUCUCCAUUUCCAGAAGACUCAGGGCCUCCGACGUUUUGCUUUUCCUCUGAGCCUGUUCCAGGGCAGCAAAGCAGGAGUGGAGAUUCGGUACGACUUACUAGAUUGUCAUAUCAGCAUCUGCUCCCCUCAGGUGGCUCAGCUAUUCACAGACAACUUUGACUACCAAACCCGAGAUGACUUUGUGCGAGGCCUGUUGGUGAAUGAAGAGAUCUUAGGGAACCAGAUCCACAUGCAUGUAACAACUAAGGAAUAUGGUGCCCGGGUCUCCAACCUACACAUGUACUCCGCCGUCUGUGCUGACAUCAUCCGUCGAUGGUUGUACCCUCUCACUCCCGAGGUGAACUUCACUGACAGCGCCACUCAGAGCUGCACUCAUUCCCGGCACAACAUCUACCGAGGGCCGGAGGUCAGCUUGGGCCAUGGCAGUGUCCUGGAGGAAAAUGUGCUCCUGGGCUCGGGCACUGUCAUCGGCAGCAACUGCUGCAUCACCAACAGCGUCAUUGGCCCUGGCUGCCACAUUGGUGAUAAUGUAGUGCUGGACCGGGCCUACCUAUGGAGAGGUGUCCAAGUGGCCUCUGGGGCACAGAUCCAUCAGUCUCUGCUCUGUGACAAUGCUGUGGUCAAGGAACAAGUUACAUUGAAACCACACUGCGUCCUCACUUCCCAGGUGGUGGUGGGCCCAAACAUCACGCUGCCUGAGGGCUCGGUGAUCUCUUUGCACCCUCCAGAUGCAGAGGAAGAUGAGGAUGAUGGCCAGUUCAGUGAUGAUUCUGGGGCCAACCAAGAAAAGGAGAAAGUGAAGCUGAAAGGUUACAAUCCAGCCGAAGUAGGAGCUGCUGGCCAGGGGUACCUCUGGAAAGCUGCAGACAUGAACACCGAGGAUGAGGAAGAGCUACGGCAAAGUCUGUGGGGACUCACGAUCGAUGAGGAAGAAGACAGUGAGACAGAAAGUGAGCGGAGUAUGGAUUCUGAAGAGCUGGACAGCCGGGCAGGCUCCCCUCAGUUGGAUGACAUCAAAGUGUUCCAGAAUGAAGUCCUAGGCACACUGCAGCGUGGCAAAGAGGAGAGCAUUUCUUGUGACAAUCUCAUUCUGGAGAUCAACUCUCUCAAGUACGCCUACAACAUCAGCCUGAAGGAGGUGAUGCAGGUCCUGAGCCACGUGGUCCUGGAGUUCCCCCUGCAACAGAUGAACUCCCCCCUAGAAGCCAACCACUACUCUGCCCUGCUGCUUCCCCUGCUCAAGUCCUGGAGCCCUGUGUUUAGGAACUAUAUAAAACGUGCAGCUGACCAUUUGGAAGCAUUGGCAGCCAUUGAGGAGUUCUUCCUGGAACAUGAAGCUCUCAGUACUUGCAUGGCCAAGGUACUGAUGGCUUUCUACCAGUUAGAGAUCCUGGCGGAAGAAACGAUCCUGAGCUGGUUCAACCAAAAGGAUGUAACUGACAAGGGUCGGCAGUUGCGUAAGAAUCAGCAGCUGCAGAGGUUCGUGCAGUGGCUAAAAGAGGCAGAAGAGGAAUCAUCUGAAGAUGACUGAAGUCGCAUGCUGCCCACCCCUGUGGGUGUGACUGAGUGUCGUGGUUCCUGGGCCAGGGCAAGCAAGGAGCCAGUUGCAGGAAAAAUGACCACUGUCCUGUGACAUACAGCGCUGAGGCUGGGACUGCAGUGUUCUUCACACUACCAGGAACCAUCGAGAUGGGGGAGCUGGGAUGAGGGAAGCUGGACUGGAACAGAGCGCCUGCCUAGAGCGAGCUAAGCAGGCCCUGCAGUUGGAGAAAGGCCAAGGGAAGCUCUUUGUGCUCUGGCUUUCCCUCAGGGAACAGCAGAGAGCAGCUGGCCCUCUCUGCUGCUUGUGCUUGUUCAUAUUAAAAAGAGAGGGGUGUA